UUAACCCAUUUUGAUAAACUUAUUAUAAAAUGGAGGAAAUGAUCACACUGGGAGGCCCUAUUAAGAAGAAAGGCAAGAAGAAAAAGAAGAAGGCUCCUAAGAACGCAGGCUUCACAAUAAUGGAUGAUGAUAUGGCUUUCCAAAAUGAAGGCAAAGAGCAAUUGGAAAGCUUAAAGAGCACCAACCAGACCAGCAUCAUGGUCCAAGGCCAAGGAAUGAUCUCUAUAAAUAAAGAUAUCCUGAAAGGCGAAGAAGAAGAUGAUAUCAAGCCUGUGUUAGUCACUGAUAUGUCUGCCGAUAAGAUCCAAGAUAUUAUUGCUGGUCAGAAAGAAGCUGAUAUCCAGAAACAACGCAAGAAAAAGCUCAAGGAAUCAAAGAAGACCAAGACCAAGAAGAGGGAAUCUCAGUGGGUUGAGAUCGACAAUGAGGGUAACAAAGUAAAGGCUCUAGUCGAAAAUAAAGAAGAUAAGAAAGAACGCAAGAAAAGGGAAAAGAAGGAUAUCAGGAAAGAAGUCAAACUUAAAUUCCUAGAAGAGCAGGCAAAGAAGAAACUUAGAAAACAAGAGCUCGAAGAAAAAUUGCUAGGCAUUACUGCAGUUGAGGAAGAUGAUGAUAAGCCCAAGCGCCGCAGACAUGACACAGACUCUGAUAGUGAUGAUGAAGAGGAAGCUCAGGAAAAAUCUAAGCCCCUUAAUGCGAUCAAAAUGGAUGAGAUGAAAAGUGGCCUACAAUCUCUGGAUGACCUCAAGAAAGGCAUUGAAGAGAAUAAGAAAAAUAAUCAGAUGGAUGAAAAAGAAGCAUUUGAUCAGAUGAAGGCCCAAAAGACUGUCUACAGAGACCAAAAUGGCAGAGUUAUCAAAGGAGAUGCUAUGAGUGACAUGAUGCUUAACCCUAAAGACAAGCUUAGAAAGCUUAAUCAAGAGAGAUUGAAUAUGUGGAGUCAAGGAGUCGUUCAAACUCAAGAAAAAUUCAACAGCAAAGACAAAGAAGAGCUUAAAGCUGAAAAUGAAGGCAAAGAGUAUGACAGAGUAGUUGACCAGGAGUAUAAGGAAGCAUCUAGAUUUGGAGAUCCUAUUUCAGAGAUUAGGAAACACCAAGCAGGAACAGCAACAGAUAGGGACAAAAGAGUGUUAUGGUCAAGAAAAAUAUUCCCUCCGUGUAAAUUUGAAGGAACUCCUAACCGCUUUAAUAUUUUGCCAGGACAUCGUUGGGAUGGAGUAGAUCGGAGCAACGGAUUCGAAAACCGAUUCCUAGAUCAAACUAAUCAACAGAAGGCGAACAAAGAACUUUUCUAUAAGUGGGCAUCCAAAGAAAUGUAAUUUAUUAGCCAAAUACUCAACAAAGGUUUCAAAUAUA
Molecule: messenger RNA, 1356 nt
Organism: Moneuplotes crassus
Lineage: Eukaryota; Ciliophora; Spirotrichea; Euplotida; Euplotidae
Source: the annotation of a GenBank genome assembly